GCAGCCGCGGUCCCACAGACCGACUUCACGUGCCGGUGGCAGCGAGUCCUGUUCCUUCAACAUCCAUGGCUCAGCCGGGAACUCUGAACCUCAAUAACGAGGUUGUGAAGAUGAGAAAAGAAGUGAAGAGAGUCCGAGUUUUAGUCAUCCGAAAACUUGUCAGGAGCGUUGGCAGACUGAAGUCAAAAAAGGGUACUGAAGAUGCACUAUUAAAAAACCAAAGAAGGGCACAACGAUUGCUUGAAGAAAUUCAUGCCGUAAAGGAAUUGAAACCUGAUGUAGUAACUAGAUCUGCUCUUGGUGACGAUAUCAACUUUGAAAAAGUCUGCAAAAAGCCAGAUUCUACUGCAACUGAGAGAGCAAUUGCCAGACUAGCAAUACACCCUCUUCUAAAGAAAAAGAUAGAUGUGCUAAAAGCUGCUGUGCAGGCUUUUAAAGAUACAAGACAAAAUGUUGCUGAAGUUGAGUCACCAAAAAAUGCCUUAGAAGAAAAUCAUUCUGAGGAUACAUUGUGUUCAAGUGAUAAUGAAAGUAAGUUACGUCAUGAAAGAACUAUUUGUAGUGAGCAAAAAAUGAAGAAAUCCAAAAUACUUGCGAGGAAACCAGUAAAUAAUUCAAAGGAAAAAAUGGCCAAGAUGGAACACGGACCCAAAGCAGUGGACAUUCCAAAUUCUCCAUCUAAGCCUUCAAAAAGUGAUCCUGUGGUUUCCUCUGAGCCCAAGAAUACUUCUGCUGACCCCAAACUGAAAACACUAAGUCAAACCAAAAGAAAGAAAAGGUCUGAUAACUCGCUUAGUGGUAGCAGUGAUGGCGAAGAAGAAUUACAUGAAGAGAAGGAAUAUUUUGAUGAUAGUACAGAAGAAAGGUUUUACAAACAGUCUUCCAUGUCUGAGGAUAGUGAUAGUGGUGACGACUUCUUCAUUGGGAAAGCCAGACGGACACGAAAGAAGGAAAGUAGUUGUCAUUCUUCUGUUAAGGAACAAAAACCUCUCCAAAAAGUGUUACCAAAAAAAGAUGCACAUGAAACUCAUUGGGAUAUAAGAAGUGACAAAAAUAAACAAAGUACAGAUGCCCGGAAGUUAGAGUCAGUGUUUUUUCACACUUUAUCUGGAUCUAAAGGCUCUAGAAGAGAUUACAAAGAACAGCCUCCAAAGAGCAAAACCCUUGAUUUUUCACAGAGUGGACCUCAGAUCAAGAAUCAGUUUGAUAAGAAGCCACAAAGAGGACUUGAAAAUACAAAACAGCAAUUGCAGCUGCCUCUUCAUCCUUCAUGGGAAGCAAGCAAAAGGCGAAAAGAACAACAGUCUAAAAUUGCUGUGUUUCAGGGGAAAAAGAUUACAUUUGCUGAUUGAUUAGUGCCUCUUUUUGUGAACUUUUCUAUCUAAAAAUUAUUUUUCUUUUUUUUUAAUUAGUCUGUUAUUUAAACUUGAAUAAGUCUAUUGGAGAAGAGAAUUAUAGAAUGUUUGUUUUUGUUUUUAAGUAAUUUCAAGUUUACGUUUAUUUUUUUACAAAUCAAAUUUGUAAUUAAAUUGAUUUUUAAUUAGUAUCCCCCAUACUGUUUCCUCUAUAAAAGAAUUUUGGAAUCAUAGUGAUCUCAGAUUUUCUCAUGUGUGUUUAUCAUAAUGUAUAUUUCGUUCAUUUGGCUGUUUUUUUGCCUUGAAAAUAAUGUCAACAUAUAUUUAAAAUAAUAAUGGAAAAAGAAGAAAUCAUAUUUAUUUAAAAUAGAUCAGAUCACCUCUCACCUUUAUUAAAAAUUAUUCUUAGCAAAACUAAGAAUAGUAACUUUUAUUAUGGAUAUACAGAUAAGUUAUGCAAGUAAAUAUUAAUUUUAUCAUAGUUUUAAUUACUUGUGAUCAUGCACAGAAAUUUUUGACUGUUCUUAAAUAGUUUUCCAGGACAAUUUCCAAUUUCUUAAUUAUGUUUCAUUUACUUAGGCAAAUUGUUUAAAUGUAGCAACACAACCAAAAACUGGUUUUAUGUUUUACUGCAUAUAAAUAUGUUCAUUAAAUCAAACA
Molecule: messenger RNA, 2015 nt
Organism: Carlito syrichta (Philippine tarsier)
Lineage: Eukaryota; Metazoa; Chordata; Mammalia; Primates; Tarsiidae
Gene: SRFBP1
Product: serum response factor binding protein 1
Exons: 8
Coding region: 66-1352 (428 amino acids)
Biological process (GO): maturation of SSU-rRNA
Cellular component (GO): 90S preribosome; nucleus
Source: RefSeq, a predicted model, not a curated record